This is a messenger RNA of Elephantulus edwardii (Cape elephant shrew), 2067 nucleotides long. RefSeq names its product DNA replication helicase/nuclease 2 (gene DNA2). NCBI's taxonomy places the organism in Eukaryota, Metazoa, Chordata, Mammalia, Macroscelidea, Macroscelididae. The coding region runs from base 1 to 2067 and encodes 688 amino acids. The record is from RefSeq and is a predicted model, not a curated record. Gene Ontology annotation, molecular function: helicase activity. The transcript has 14 exons.
AUGGAGGAGCUGGAUGAGCUGGAAGAGCUGAUGGAAAAGAAUUUCGGAGAUGAGACCGCGCCGCCCACGGAGACGUUUCAGAAAAAAAUGGAAAUUUCCUUUCCUAAAACACUCCUGAGCCGAGGAAUGGAUAACCGGUACCUGGUUUUAGCUGUCAAUAUUGUCCAGAAUGAAGUGGGAAACCAUGAAAAGCAUCUUACCAUCACUGCCUCCCAGUCACUGGGAGAUAAAGAGCUGUGCAUUCUUAGGAAUGACUGGUGUUCUGUUCCAGUAGCUCCAGGGGACAUCAUUCAUUUGGAAGGAGACAGCAUCUCUGAUACUUGGAUAGUUGAUAAAGAUUUUGGCUAUUUGAUUCUGUAUCCAGACAUGCUGAUUUCUGGCACAAGUGUAGCCAGUAGUAUUCGUUGCAUGAGAAGAGCUGUUCUGAGUGAAACUUUUAGGAAGUCUGACCAUACUACCCGCCCAAUGCUCAUUGGUACAAUUCUUCAUGAAAUAUUUCAAAAAGCAGUAAGUGAUAGUUUUGCCCCAGAAAAGCUACAAGAACUUGCUUUGCACACUCUUCAAGAAACAAGGCACCUGAAGGAAAUGUACCGCCUAAAUCUGAAUCAGGAGGAAAUAAAACAAGAAGUAGAGGAGUAUCUUCCUUCAUUUUCAAAGUGGGCUGGAGAUUUUAUGCACAAGGAUAUGUCAACUGAUUUCCCUCAGAUGCAGCUUUCUCUGCCAAGUGAUGAUAGUAAGGAUAAUUCAACAUGUAAUGUAGAAGUUGUGAAAGCUCUGGAUAUUGAAGAAAGCAUUUGGUCCCCUAGGUUUGGACUGAAGGGUAAAAUAGAUGUUACAGUUGGUGUGAAAAUACAUCGAGGAUACAAAAUGAAAUAUAAGAUAAUGCCUUUGGAACUUAAAACUGGCAAAGAAUCAAAUUCAAUUGAACACCGUAGUCAGGUGGUUCUGUACACACUGCUAAGCCAGGAAAGAAGACCUGAUCCUGAAGCUGGUCUGCUCCUCUAUCUUAAGACUGGUCAGAUGUACCCUGUGCCUGCCAAACACCUUGAUAAGAGAGAGUUAUUAAAGCUGAGAAACCAGAUGGCAUUCUCUUUGUUUAACCGUAUCACUAAAUCUGCAUCUGGAAAGGAAAAGAUACAGCUCGCACCUUUGCCACAAAUCAUUGAGGACUAUCAAACUUGUAAAUAUUGUUCACAAGUGGACAACUGUGCUCUUUCUAGCAGAGCUUUUGAACAACAGAUGGAUGAUGGUUCAGUCCCAGUUAGUAUGCUGCCCAAGAUAAUGGAAGAAACCCAGCACCUGCAGCUUGCACACUUAGAGUACUUCAGACUGUGGUGUCUAAUGUUAACCCUGGAAACACAAUCAAAGGAAAAUCGAAAGAAUCACCAAAAUAUAUGGCUAAUACCUGCUUCAGAAAUGGAGAAGAGUGGCAACUGCAUCGGAAACCUGAUUAAAACAGAAAAUGUAAAGACAGCUUGUGAUGGACAAUAUUUGCAUAAUUUCCAGCGUAAAAAUGGUGCAAUGCCUGUCACAAAUCUAAUGUCAGGUGACAAAAUUAUAUUAAGUGGAGAAGAGAGAGCACUCUUUGUUGUGGCUAGGGGAUAUGUGAAGAAAAUUAACACAACAACAGUAACCUGCUUAUUAGACAGGAACUUGUCAGUACACCCAGAAUCGACUUUGUUCAGACUAGACCUGGAAGAAAAGAAUUGUGAUAUAGUUACUCCCCUGGGAAAUCUUUCUAAAUUGAUGGAAAACAUUCAUGCCAGCAAAAGGCUUCGAGAAUUAAUCAUUGACCUUCGUGAACCUCAGUUUACAUCAUACCUCAGUUCUGUUCUUCCACAUGAUGCAAAGGACACAGUUGCCUGCAUUCUGAAAGGUUUGAAUAAACCUCAGAGGCAAGCAAUGAAGAAGGUCCUACUUUCGAAAGACUACACACUCAUUGUAGGCAUGCCUGGGACAGGAAAAACAACUACAAUAUGUACCCUUGUCAAAGUCAGAAAGUUCACCCAGAUAUCCAGAAAUUUACAGAGGAGGAAAUUUGCAGAUCAAAGUCCAUUAAAUCUUUAG